CUUAUCUAGAGGUGCAGCACAGGGGAAUUGGGCCAUAGUGGAUGACUCUAGCCCUAACUCCAGGGUCAAGUUUUACAUCAAUGUGUGUAGUCCUUUAAAGGAGGUCCGUGUGGGGGCGGGCUGUAGUCCUUUUGCUGCUGUGUGUCAGACUGGCUACAAGAAUGGACAGGAGGAAUUGCUGUUUGAUAAUCUUGGGGAGGUGACAUCAGGCCCCACUGUAGAUCGGGAGGGUCAGCUUACACUCCGAUACGUCAGUGUAAAGAGUGAGUGUCAGGAUAUCAACAGCCAGAGGAAGAACUGGACCACCAGCAUUCACUUUGUCUGUAAGAGGGGAGCACUG
Messenger RNA from Saccostrea cuccullata (small rock oyster), 340 nucleotides. Its product is annotated as cation-independent mannose-6-phosphate receptor-like. NCBI's taxonomy places the organism in Eukaryota, Metazoa, Mollusca, Bivalvia, Ostreida, Ostreidae. Gene Ontology annotation, biological process: lysosomal transport. The transcript has 2 exons. Gene Ontology annotation, molecular function: signaling receptor activity; D-mannose binding. The record is from RefSeq and is a predicted model, not a curated record. The annotation marks the transcript as partial.